Molecule: messenger RNA, 2310 nt
Organism: Scleropages formosus (Asian bonytongue)
Lineage: Eukaryota; Metazoa; Chordata; Actinopteri; Osteoglossiformes; Osteoglossidae
Product: protein FAM53A-like
Exons: 5
Coding region: 493-1734 (413 amino acids)
Biological process (GO): protein import into nucleus
Cellular component (GO): nucleus
Source: RefSeq, a predicted model, not a curated record
GGUGGUAUGCUUAGAAAUAAGGAGGCUGGAAACAAACUGCGCUCCACUCUGCCAGUUUUUCCUGUGAAAUAAAUUAAAGACCGCGGUGAUGCGCCGGACGGUCCUGUCGGCCCAGGUCCGGGGGUGCGCAUGCGCAGUUGGAGGAGCCGCGUUACCCUUGCUGAGCGGCGCGAUGUUUGUGGAUGCGGGGGGUCGGACGAGCUCUGCUGCUGCUGCUGCUGCAGGUUCCCACCACCUGGGGCAGGUGAUGGCCGCGGCGCGCUCUCUGACAGGAGGCUGCCGGCACGCGCACGGAGGACGUUCCAGGCGACGCGAGCGAAUUGUGGGAAGAUGCUGAGGUGACGGGCGUGCGCAACAAGAAACAUCCCUGUGACGAGAUGAUCCUGUGGCCUCUUCUCCGCUGCUCCGUCCAACCGAUGGCCCCUGAAGCAUAGCGUACGCCGAGGGGCCCCGCUGCCGGUUGGCUCAAACGGCGAGAAGAGCAGAGCCACCAUGAUGGCGCUGAUCACACAGAAGCUGCAGGAGCAGAGCCUCAGUGACCGGUCCUGCAAAGCCUUUCAUAUCAGCCUGCACGCUGGAAACCUGCACCCAAAAGUUGCGCUCUACCCCUAUGCAGUACGCGCAGAAGAGAAGCUCUGGGGGUUGACCAGCCAGGGUUGUGCCUUGCAGAUUGACAGUGUGACCGGCACUCCGAAAGGUCCCUUGACAUGUCCUCUUGGUGCUGCAGGCAUGGGGCUCGAUCUGCCACGGCACCAGAGCGAGCCCGGCUUUAGAACUACUACAUUCCCCAGCAGUCCAAGCAGUGGUUGUGAACCUGAUGGACCGUCGACCCUUCCUGGCCACAUCAGCAAACUAACCCUCAACGAGAACAGCGGGUCGCCUUUGGCCCCUCCCACGAAGCGCCACUGUCGCUCGCUGUCUGAGCCAGGCGGGCUUUCUCGCUGCCGCUCGCCGUGGAAGCCUGGCAGCGGCUCUAAGAUCUGGACUCCCAUUUCCAAGCAGCGCUGCAGUAGCGGUGGUGUGGUCUCGCUCCACUGUGGUAACAGCCUUGGCGGCGGCGGCAGCAGCUUCCACCAGCCAGCCUCUCCCUCCUGUGGGCGUGGCCAUCUGCUUGCCACCGGCAGGGGUACCCCGGGCGUGGCCAUGUCUCCUGUGCCGCGGCCCGCGUCCGCCAGCAGCGGCUUUGUGGGCAGCGGCGGGCAGAGCAGCGGACCUUCCUCACCCUCUUCCUCCUGCUGCUCCUCCUUGGCAGUGCCCCGGCACUCCGCCGGCUCCCGCAGCGCGUUCCCUGGCAGGCGGCUCUCGUUGUCCCAGGAACACAUCCCUGACUCCGCCAGCAGCACGCCCUUGUCCACCCCGGAGCUGGGCCGAAGGCUGGGCCUGCCGCGCUGUCGCUCCCAGCCCUGCGUGCUCCAGGACCGCAAGGGUGGCCUGAAGCGCCGAAGGGAGGAUGAGGUGCGCUGGAGUCGCCCCUCGUUGGACUUCCUCAAAAUGACCCAGACGCUGAUGAAUACCAGAGGCCUUCGUUUCUUGGGUGAUGAGGAGCUCCACACGAGAACCGUCGUCUCGUCGUCCCCCGCGUCCGGCACGGAGACGACACCCAGCCGGCGCGGGUUCGACCCGGAGGAGGUGCCCGUCGGAGACGGCGACACCAGCGACUGCGAGAGCGCGGAAGACGCGGCCUUCCCGUUGGACUGCGGAGACCUGGAUCUGGAGCAGAUCGAGAACAACUGAGCGUGGGAUGCGGACGCUGGCCGACUCGGCGACGCUGGAAACGACCCGUUACGGGGCGGGAGCUCGGCGACGGUUCGGGGGACGAGGCGCAGGGUAGCGACUCUGCUCGUCCCCUCCGCGGUGCUGUCUUCGGGCAAAGAAAUAGCGAGAUGAAUGUUAGGUGGCUCUGCAUUGCAGCUUAGUUGUUGAAGGGAGUAAACAGGCUUGUUAUACAAGAUUUGAAAUGAUAUUCUUGUAGACAUCUAAUGUUUCUCAUGCUUUCUGCAUGGGUAGACGUAACAAAUCUGAACUUUUUUUUUACGUGUUUCUCUUUUCUUUUGGGCAGCGGGUAACACUUUGGGGCUCUCCGGUGAGGAAUUCGCUCUGUCGAAAUUGUCGAACUGGAAAUUUUGUCUUUCACCAGCGUGCAGUUCAAAUCAGGCUGGUGUUCCAAUACUGGGCAGCAGGUGGCGCAGUGGUUAGUGGUAGCGCCAGUUGCUGCUUUGCCUUUAAAGAACCCAGGUUAAAGUCCCACCUCUUGCUGUGGUACCCUUGAAAAAGCAAAAAAAGAAAAAUUGCCCUGCUAUUAAAAAAAAA